Eupeodes corollae is the source of this 1341-nucleotide messenger RNA. RefSeq lists its product as uncharacterized. The record is from RefSeq and is a predicted model, not a curated record. Lineage: Eukaryota; Metazoa; Arthropoda; Insecta; Diptera; Syrphidae. The coding region runs from base 1 to 1341 and encodes 446 amino acids. The transcript has a single exon.
AUGUCGGGCCCGGGGCCUGGAAGAAAAAAAGGGAAUCAAUUCGAAUUGCUAGCGGAGCACCGAGAUUCAUUCCUUUUCGAACCCAGUGCUGCAAAGAAAAUGAAAAGUUCUUCGACCUCUAACUUCCCCUUACUCCCUAAUGUGUCCAACCUAAAGAACCCCAGAUUUAUCUUAAUUUCUCCUAAGGAUGAAAAAAAACAACCCCUUUCAGAAAUAAGUGUGUUCAUUCUCAACAAAGCUAUUGAUGGUGUUAGCAAGGAAUAUGAAAACAUCUCUCUACUCAGAGAUGGAAAUAUAUUAAUCCUAACAAAAUCACAGUCAAUUGCAGACAAAUUCCUUAAAAUAUCAAAUCUUGGCCAAGUCCCUGUUACGGUUACACUUCAUUCCAGUCUCAAUUCAUCGAAAGGCAUUGUGUAUGCACCUUGCCUAAUCAACAUAAAAGAAGAAGAAAUUGUGAAUGAACUGAAACAGCAAGGUGUAACAGAUGUGUAUAAAUUCCAAAAGAAAACCGAUAACGGAAUGCGUCCUUCGGGGCUAAUGCUGUUCACUUUUGAUCGAUAUAACUACCCUCCCACAAUCGAUAUUGCUUGGUAUAAAACUAAAGUGCAAGAGUACAUCCCAAAUCCGAUGAGAUGCAAAAAUUGCCAGAUUUUGGGACAUACAGCAAAAAGGUGCACAAAUAAAAAAAUAUGCGAAAUUUGCAGUCUCUUAGCUCAUGAAAACCUAGAAUGCACACAAAUCAAGUGUGCCAAUUGCAGCAAUGACCACGCAUCUUCAUCCAAAACCUGUCCUAAAUACCUUCAAAGUAAAGAGAUCCUAACAAUAAAAACUAGAAAUAAGUGCAGCAUGGGAGAAGCCAAGCGCAUUUAUGGACAGCAAAACUUAAUUCAAUCAAAUUUAAAUUCCCAAACCUAUGCAUCCAGAGCUAGAGAAGCUCAAAAUAUCCAGGAGAAAAAUAUCCCUAGCAAAAAUCUAUCCAACUCAACAAAAAACAAAAACAUGGAAAAAGAUAUUCAAAUAACAUCCACAUCAACAAACAAUAGCAAAACAACCCCCAUUACAACCAACUCAAUCACAAAACCUAAAAUAACUUCCGAAUCUCAACCCAACUCAGAAAAUGCCACAAAGGCAACAACAGACUCUAUCAUUCCAAAAAUUCCACAUCGUCCACUUCCUCCUAGACCAGACACUCACAACAAAAACCCACAACAUACUUCACACAACCAAUCAUCUCAACUUUCAACAACCACAUAUAAUUCCCCGAUAUCAAAAAUUACAAAUACCGAAAUAGAAAACAAAACAUACUUCAUGUCCACAUCUGAUAAUGAUGACAAUGAAUAA